Messenger RNA from Ictalurus punctatus (channel catfish), 2328 nucleotides. Its product is annotated as bifunctional apoptosis regulator. Gene Ontology annotation, biological process: proteasome-mediated ubiquitin-dependent protein catabolic process. Gene Ontology annotation, cellular component: nucleus. Lineage: Eukaryota; Metazoa; Chordata; Actinopteri; Siluriformes; Ictaluridae. The transcript is spliced from 9 exons. Bases 645 to 2042 code for a protein of 465 amino acids. The record is from RefSeq and is a predicted model, not a curated record. Gene Ontology annotation, molecular function: protein binding; ubiquitin protein ligase activity.
GUAAACAGUUUUGAUCAGAAGGUUUUAUUUUCACUACAACUACUCUCAUCAUCGUAAGUCGAGCAGGAGGGAAAGGCAUUGCAGAAGCACUGGGCAUAGCGAGGACGACAAUCCAGACUGUCCUGAAAAAGAAAGAAAGCACUGGCGAUCUAAAAACCAAACAUGGAACAGGUUAACCAAGGAAAAGCCCAACAGCUGAUAACUGAAACACUGUGAGAGCUGUGAAUAAGACCCCCAAAACAACAGUUAGUGACAUUCCCAACAACCUCCACAGGGCAGAUUUCCAAACCUGGAGAAGCUUCACAGAAGAAGAAACAGUCGCAGGAGUGAUGCAGUUACUGCGAGUAAAGGAAACGCAACCGAAUAUGACCUGUUAUUUACUUCAAGACUGAUCUGUUCCGAUACUUAUGCUCACCUAAAUAUUGUGUGUUCUGAUAAGACAGGUUCCAUGUUUUAUGGUGUUUAACACGUCUAGAUGUAAACACCAGGAAAUAAAUAAAAGCUGAAAUCCGAAACUCUCGUCUCAUCUCCACCUUCUGAUCUCAAACCCAGACGUCUUUGGUGUAGAGCACACGCUAAUGAAUUAGGCUUGCUGUUCCAAUAGUUUUGGAGGGGACUGCUUUUUACAAGUCUUUAAAAGUUCAAUGGCAGACGUGCGCCACAAUCCCACCGACUGCCGCGUCGACAUCGCAGGGUUUGAUGAAGAUGAUGAUGAUUAUAGUGAUGAUGAUGAUGACGCUAAAGCUAACGGCAUCUCACUGCCUGAAGUCACGUGUCUCUGCUGCUACGACGUGUUGCUGGAUCCCACCACGCUGAGCUGCGGACACAGUUUCUGUCGUCAUUGUCUGGCCAUGUGGGUGCUGUCCUCCAGGAAGACCACGUGUCCGACCUGUCGCAGGAUCUGGCACGGUUUCCCCAAAGUCAACAUCUCAUUCAGGGAUUUGGUGGAGAAACAUUUCCAGGCCGACGUGGCGAGAAGACGACAGAACAUCAUGGCCGACCCACGUGUUGUUCGGUCUCUGCAGGUGUUACAGCAAGCUGAGCGUGUGACUCGCUGUCGAGCCACUCCGCCCCCUGUGCAGUGGUACCCCUGGCUGGGUCCCAGAGGAUUCUUAUCUGGAGUACUUAUCACGCUCACCUUCGCUGCUGUGGUGUUUCUGGUGUAUCAUUGGCGUGCAGGGGACAUGAAGGUGGAGCGUUUGGUGAAGAAGCCGCUCGGAGCGUGGACGCCUGAUGAGGUGGCCAUGUGGAUGGAGAACCUGGGGGCGUGGACAUCUCCUUACAGACACAUCUUCUUCAAGGAGCAGGUCAAUGGCAGGUUGUUAAAUGCACUAGGAGAACAGGAUAUGUUGAAGCCUCCAUAUGGAAUAGAGAACGAGCUCCACAGACGUGCGUUGCUAAAAGAAGUUCUCCUUGUGCAGGAACUCGGCUUCAAGCGACCACAAAAUCUCUGGGAGUACAAGGCAGUAAAUGGAGGGAAGUCUUUAUUUCUCCUUUUCACCAUGACCGACUCUCCACGUCUCACCAUCCUCUACAUGUACUUCUUUGAUUAUUACGACUCGUUCCUGCCUUUCAUUCAUGUCAGCUGUCCAUCAGCGCAGAAGAAUAGUUCAGGAGACGACCUGCCCUUUAGGAACCUGGACAGCCCUGAUUGGAGACAGUGGUUGUCGUUUACGGUGCAGUUCUGCCUCCUGCCCUAUCAGCUGAUUUAUGACUUCGUGUGGGAUUGGCAGGAUGUUCACUACUGGACAUCACGCAUCAUCAUGUGGCACUGUUUUACACUCACGUUGCGAGAAGGUCAAAUACUGUGGCGUCUCCGAAGCCACAUUCACCUCAGGACGAUUCUGACCAUGUUCUUCUGCCAUGUGUGUAUCAUAGGAGCGACCUGUUUCACCGGGCUGCUUUUCUGGAACAUUCUGCAUCAGUUUUUUUGGGAUUGUUUGUUCUACUGGGCUCUUUACUUCCUCCCCUUAGGCAGUACAAUCAUGGUUCUGUGUCCCUUUAUAAGAGAACUGUGUCCGAAUUUAUAUAAUCAACAAUAGCACACCUGCACACAAACACAUACACACACAGUAUGGUGAAUGAGCAGUGUUAAAUUAACUUCUCCAGAAAUUUAUAUUAGGAGAAAUAUUAAGAUAAAUGAUUUGUACAUUUACUGUCUUCAAAAGAUCACGUGUUUAAUAUAAUGCUUGUAUUAUGUAUGAUUUUCAUCAUUUUAUUACGUAAUAUAUUUUCUAAAAAGGGUUAGAUUUUUAAGUUUGGGUUUUAUUUCUUCUAUUUAUGAAUGUCCUGUAAAUUGUCUUACUACGAAUAAAGAUCGUGUUUAUA